AUGUUUAGUUUAAAACAACUUUUAUUAUUAUUAUUUAAUGUAUAUUUAUUGAAUAGCAGUUUCUGUAGAGCUCUGAGUAAUAGUCAAAAUAUCGAUUAUCAUUCGAUUGAUUAUGCCAGACCGUUCCUAGAGGAAUAUAUUAAAACAUUAAAUAGUUUGGCAAAUGGAUACAAAGGUGAAAUUUACACUGAAUUUCUGGAGAACAAUCACAAAUGUAUUCACGACCAUAUUAAGCAUCAACAUAGUAAUGAUCUUUUAAAUAUUAAUGGACAGUUUGAUAUUUCCAAUAAGAAUAAAGAGGGUCAGUUUAAUAAAAGAGAUACUAUGUCUGUAAAUGUCAGAAAGCAACCAAUUGUCACUACUCAUCCAAUAAGAAUAAUGUUCAAUACAACCUAUCUUUCUCCAAAUACCGAAAAAUCGACAUGUAAAUUCGUAGGACAAAAAGUAAGAAUCAACUUUAGUAACACUAUGGUUACCUGUCGUCCACAAGAUAUUCUGACAAACGAGCUGAUCGCUCUCAUUACCAACAUUGUUUUGCCAUUCAUCUCUAGUACUUUUGAGAAUUUCCUAACAGUGACUGGUCCACUCUAUUAUCCUGAACAACCAUUCCUUCAGACUGCUUUUUGUGGACGUGAAUUAUUUACAAUCGACGUGAGUAAUGGUUUCAAUGCAGACUAUAUGAUGUAUGUCACAGCACAUCCCAUUGGAGUAGCCAGUGUCAAUGCCUAUGCUACCGCAUGUCUAUUGGACCAAGGAAACAACCGACCAUAUGCAGGUCACAUCAAUAUCAAUCCAGAAGUAUUCUCAGCGUUUGCCAAUCUACAAUAUCAAAGAACACACCAAACCAAAUGGCAACUGUUUUUAAGAGCUAGUCUUCAUGAAGCUAUUCAUGCUCUCGGUUUCAGUGAUGAUCUCUUCAAGUAUUUCAUCGAUAGAAGAACUGGACGUACAUACAACACGAAUAUCAACCCUAUGACUUUGGCUAGAGGUGCUGCUCCAUCUGGCUCAUCAUACAAAGUUCAACGAUCAUUUCUUGCGACACCCAAUGUUUUAGAGAUUGUUAGAACUCAUUUUGAUUGUGAUAAGAUGCCUGGUGCAGAAUUGGAGAACAACGGUGGUGAUGGAACAAGAAACAGUCAUUGGAAAGCAACCAUCUUCAAUACAGAGUUAAUGAUCGGCUAUGGACAAGCAGUUGCUCCUCUUUCCAAUCUUACUUUGGCAUUACUCUAUGAUUCAGGAUGGUAUGGUUUAAUCAAUUUAGAUCAAGCUGAACCACUUCGCUUUGGAAGAGCUAAAGGAUGUUCAUUUGCGUUAGAUUCGUGCGGACCCUCCAACUGGAACUACCCAGGUUAUUGGACAGACAUAAACAACCAACGUGCAUGUACACCAACAAGAGAUGCUGUCGGUGUAGCAUCUUGGGCUACCUAUCAACAAGCACUACCAAGUCAUCAACAACACUGGCGAGAGAAGAACGUUGGAAGUCAGAGAGGAGAUACCUUUGACUAUUGUUUAUUUAGCUCAGUCUACGACAACUUGGAUUCCACAUACUAUUGCUUUGAUACCAAUACAAAACCAAUGUCUGCUGGCGAGGUAUUUGGUAAGGACAGUGCUUGUAUUCUACAUUUCGAGGGUCAGUCUUCAAAAGAUAAAUUGAUACCUGCAUGUCGUGUUCAAAGAUGUAUUGGUACAACAUUGGAGGUACAAGUCAAUGAAAAAUGGUACAAGUGUCCACCAGGUGAGAAAGUCCGAGCAGGAGAUAUCAUAUUGAUGUGUCCAGAUGCAACCGAUCAACAUUGCGUACCUCUGAGAUUCUCCGAUACGCCAUCGAAUCACUCUGCAAAGAAAGCAGAUAAUCGGGGACUCUCGAUCGACACUGAAAUUAAUCUCGGAAUCGAUGGUUCUUUCGAACCUCUGAAUAACAUUAACAACCUAAUAAGUUUAGACAAAGUUCUAUUGACUCCUUCAUCAUCGAGUGCGAAUCGAUCACAAAUAAUCAUCCCGUUAGAUAUUAUCAUUUUGAUAAGUUUCAUGGUUUUCUUGUUAUGA
Messenger RNA from Heterostelium album PN500, 2046 nucleotides. RefSeq lists its product as uncharacterized. Gene Ontology annotation, cellular component: cytoplasm; membrane. Bases 1 to 2046 code for a protein of 681 amino acids. The record is from RefSeq and is a predicted model, not a curated record. The transcript has a single exon. Gene Ontology annotation, biological process: proteolysis; cell adhesion. Gene Ontology annotation, molecular function: metalloendopeptidase activity. NCBI's taxonomy places the organism in Eukaryota, Evosea, Eumycetozoa, Acytosteliales, Acytosteliaceae.